This is a messenger RNA of Cygnus olor (mute swan), 5781 nucleotides long. Its product is annotated as E3 ubiquitin/ISG15 ligase TRIM25-like. Lineage: Eukaryota; Metazoa; Chordata; Aves; Anseriformes; Anatidae. Gene Ontology annotation, molecular function: zinc ion binding. The transcript is spliced from 6 exons. The coding region runs from base 3779 to 5398 and encodes 539 amino acids. The record is from RefSeq and is a predicted model, not a curated record.
CAGCCACAAGGACCCCACAUGUGCUGAGCACUGAAGGAAUUGCAGCCAGGCAGAGAGCUCAGAUGUGCAGGGAGCUGCCCUUCGUUGGGCACCAGCCUCCAGGGCAGAGAGGAGAGACCUCCCCACUGCCAACACCUAAAGGAUUCUGUGAUUUUAUGAUCCUAUGAUUUUAGAGGGAAAUUGUGGCACUGCAUACAUGCUCAGGACCUGAUCCUGCUGAAAAGGGAACAUACAAUGCCCCAGGCUCUUGGUAGUACCCUAAAGCACUGAGGAUUCGCUGCCUGUGCAGAGCCUGCUGGAGAAGGGCACAGAGAGGGAUUAGAUUUACCUGCAGCUUGGCACACUCCGUAUCAGCUUACGCUGGUUUUCUAUCACAAGGAGUCUUCACGUCAGUGGGUUUGCAAAAUAUCAGCAUCUGCCUGGAGAGAGGCAGGGAAAGGAUUUAGUUCACUACUGCUAAAUGGAAAAACUCUUGGGUGAAAACCCUUUUGUCAUCAGCACCAUCUCCAUUCAUCACCGCGAGCCAUUUGUUUCAGGUCCAGGCAGUAACUCAGCUGUCCAAAGAGAACAGCGAACUCGUGUGGUCCCCAUGUGCUGGGGGCUCUCCACUGGACACUAUGGCAGCGGAGGAAGGGACGUGGCUCAGGAAGCAUCCUCAGUCCUUCACACUCACGUCUGGGAAACACAAGUCCAGUUUUCUUCUGCUGGGUUUCUGCAAUCAGUCAAAUCCAACCAUCUCUGAAUUUUUAUUUCAAAAUUAUGUGGAAAAAUGAUCCCAGCUGGCAACUAAGCUGUUGCUCUCUUGUGAUGUUAGCUGUGCCCCGCUGCUGAGUUUAGCCCUCCCUCCAGGAAAAAGGGAGACACUGAAGCUGCCUCUUGUCACAGUUAGGCAGAGCUGGUCACCUCAUUGCACACUGUGAGCUGGUACAAACCCAGGGACCCAGCCUUGAGAAAACAAGGGACUUUGUGAAGAGCUGCUGGGUUGCAGCGUUUCAAGCUGGGACAUUAAAAAACUAAUCUGGGAAACUAACAUCAGGCCUUCCCCUGUCAGCAGCAAACUCCGCACAAAGGUGUGGGCUGUAGGUGCAGGAGGAGGCUUCCUACAAAAUGGUGGGAUAAGGCAUCGCAGCACCAAAGCGCCCUGUACAAAAGCAUUUCUCCUGCAGGCAGCCUGACUCAGGUUUCCACACAUGGCUGAUCUGGAACACAGGCAAGAAACAAGGGCCUGGACUGUCAUUGCCAUGGCCAAAGGGAACAGAGUCCAAAGGGAAUAACUAAAAAGCCUGUUUGGCUGAGGCAGCACACCAUUACGCCACGCAGGCUGCCUGCAAAUGGCUCAGGAGAUAGCAGCAGAUUAUUUACAGUGGUCAUUAUCUGCAGCUUCCAGCACCUUCUGGCUAUCCAAACUCCUGAAGGAAAUUAAGGAGAUUAAUUCUUUCUUAAAUGAAAGGAUUAAUAACGUUAAUUAAUCAAGGCUAAAGAAGCAAGACUUCAGGCCAGUCUGACUGAAGGCAGCACGCCCAGCAGCGCACACAGCAGCGUGCCGUGGGGCAGCUCCAGCUUGUCUCAGCCUUGAGGGUGCAGUGAGAAACCCACAGCAGCCACAAAACACCCACGGGCUCCUGCAGGGGGCAAGCCCUAAUGCAGCCCUCCUGGGGUCCACGCAGAGAAGGACCAGGUCUUUUGGUUUGGGAUGCAUGCAGCAAUGUGGCAGUCAGCUGGUGCCAUAGGUACAAAGUGCAGCAUUUGCAAACGCAAGUUCUGCCACGCUGGAGGUGAGGAAAGGCAACAGAAGGUAGCAGUUUUCUGCAUUUUGGGGGAAGUGGACAGCAAGGCCAGGUGAGCGCUGAAUGCAGUGUUUGUCGUGUCUGACACAGCUGGGGAAAAGCGAUCAGCAGUACCGCAAAGUGAAACCACAGACUCCAUGGAGGAGAGAAAAAUAAUAAAGGACACACAGUGCUUGGCAAUGAGAAGAAACGUCGCUUGGAGAGAACAGAAGAUCUCUGAAGCAUUCAGUGGGCCAAGGUCAUAAGAAAGCAUUAGGGAGCAGGCAAUGGGCAGCAAGCUAAUAAGGAGCUUGCCCUCUAUGAUCUGGAGGGAAUGGCUGUGCCCCUCCCCAGCAGGUGCAGCGAGUCAGACAGGACCAAGAAGUGAAUAUCAUCAGGAAGAGGUUUAUAAGAUAAAUUCUUGAAAAAUAACUAAAAUAACUUUCUCCUCAGGGCAUUUAAUCAAGCACAAAAACAUUGCCUGGGCACUGCCUCAGAAAUCUUGGUUAGAGCAAUACAUCUUUAGCAAGACCUCAGGAAUCCAGGAGCAGCCGAGAGCAGCCCACUACCACCAGCCUUUGCAGGCACCUCGGACACUAAGGGCUCUGCCACAAGGGUCUCACAGGGACAGCUUUUGCUAGGACACUGUUACUGACAGUAGGAUUUGUGCUAAAGCUUCUCAGAAGACAGGAAGAGGAAAGCCUUGAACUUUUCAGCCCAGCUUAUGAGCUACAUGGAGAAACAGUACUAGGGAAAGAGGAAGGCAAAACAUGUGGACAGACGGGACAUUUCUGCAGAUGUAUAAAUUAAAACAAAUAAAAGCAGAUGGAACGAAGUGCUAACAUCAUUUUCAGCUUCAUAGUAGAGCUGGUUGGAAAGUCACAUUUUCUCCUAACCCUAAUUUUACUUGAAGUUACAGCAAGACAAGGCAUCAUAGGCCAUUACAGAUUUCUCAAGCAGGGACUGAAUCUAGCUGUUCCUUCACAUUUGCUGCUUCAACCCCUGUGACACUUCGUCCUCUGCGAUCUAUUUCUUACCCAUCUCCACUUUAAGAGAAAUCCUGAAGUAGAGAACUCCCUGAGUAGAGAAAUCCCCUGCUUCUCCACCCUCUGUGCACAUUCUGUUCUCCCUCUCCUUGCAUCCGCUCAGGGCUUUGAGCAUGCCUGUAGGAGCGGAGCAGAAGCUCAGCCCCAGGCAUUGCCGCCUGGCAGAAACCAGACCGCAGAGAGAGCACAGGGAGAGAAGCAGCUCUCAGAACAGUAAAAAUAAGGUGUCUCCAUCCUCCUCUCUCCCCUGCUCCCAAAGUGAGGGAGUUGAAGCGUGUCCUUCCCUUCUGUUUCCAGGAGGAACUAACACCUAAGACGUAGCCACUUGAGCGGGGAAGGACAGGAGCAGCCCCUCUCACGGCCACCUGCAGAGGAUCUGGGCUGGGAUCACCCACCUGGAUGAAGUGCAGGUGGAGACGAUUUCCUACAUUUUUUUCUUCCUGUCCCUCUGUACUCAAAUAGAGGGAAGGUAAGGACCUGCUGGAGCUGGAAAAAGUGGAUGCAGGGCCAGGCUUUAAGGAUGGAGGAUCUUGAGAUGUUAUCUCAAGGAAUUUCUCCAAGAGGACUAGCAAAAAGUAAAGUUACAUCAGGUACAGAUAGAAAGCUCCAUUUCUUAGCUGCUGCUCCCCUGAUUUAAGCAGGGGUUGACUAUUUGCUGUGCUUUGCUUGCAGCAGCCAAGCUCCCGGUACUGAAGCUGCUGUGCAGGAUUCUUCCUGGGAGGGAUGGGAAACCCCUGGCGGCUUUUUGGGGAAGCAAGAUGCAAGCGCAGGCUGGGCAGCAUGUUCAAAGGGGACAUGCAAGCUGCUAGGAUGCAGGAGGAUGUCCUCGCAAGGAGGAGAUGGUGACAGCUUCCUGCUUCCGGGCGGUUAUAGGAAACUGGCCUCCCAGGAUUGCUUUUCCCACCAGUCCCCUCCCUCUGGCACUCAGCCCUCGCUCGAUUUCCACGCCUACUUUUUUCAGAUGCCAUGGCAGAGCUGCACGCAGUGAGCGAUCUGCAGGAAGAGUUGACCUGCCCUAUCUGCCUGGGCAUUUAUAGGAGCCCUGUGUCCCUCGCCUGCGGCCACAGCUUCUGCAAGGAGUGCAUCCAGGAGGCACUUCGGUGUUGCCCACACAGCCUCUUCAGCUGCCCGCUGUGCAACACCCAGGCAGUUCCCCCUGCGGAGCUGCAGCCCAACAUCCAGCUCUGCAACGUAGUACAGAAGUUUUUGGAUACCUGUGGGCAAGACAGCACUCACGGAGAGGAAGAAAAGCAUCAAGUGCAAUGUGAAGAGAUGGAAGAAAGUUCAGGCCAGCAAAACGAGGAGGUCGUGUGUGAUUUCUGCCUUGAGAAGCCCCUGCCAGCGGUGAAGACCUGCCUGAGCUGCGAGACGUCCCUGUGCCAAGCCCACCUGGACAAGCACAGCACAAAGGCUUCCCUGAAAGACCAUGUCCUGGUGGAGCCCUGUGAUGUCCAUGUUUUGGCAGAGAGGAGAUGCCCCCGGCAUGGCAAACUGCUGGAGUGCUACUGCGUGACAGACUCGGUCUGCAUCUGCGUACUGUGCUGUGUCACCAGCUCCCACAAUAGCCACAAGAUCAUCAGUGUGGAAGAGGCUUUUGACCAAGUGCAGAAUGAUUUUCCUAAAACUCUGCAAUCAGUGAAAAAAUAUGAAGCUGAAGUGAAUAGAAGCUUAGAAAAUCUGCUGAAACAAAAGAAGGACGUAAAGGCUGCGGAGAGUUUGCAAAGGAAUCGGCUAGAGAAUCUCUUUGAUGAGAUGUAUAAGCAGCUGGGUAGCAGAAAAGGAGAGCUCCUGGAAAUCCUCAGUCACAGUGAGGAGCAACAGCUUUCUCAAAUUCAGGCACAGAUACAAACAUACAAAGAGAGGAAGGAUGAAACCAGCCAUGAUCUACAGGAGCUGGAGGCUCUGAGAGAUCAGAAAGACCCACUACUUUUCACUAAGGGUUUGACAGAGAUACAAGCCAGGAUAAGGAAGCUGGUUCCUGAAAAAGCUGCUGUAAAACUGCCAAAGCCACCCAUUAUUUUAGGUGAAACAACAAAAGAGGCUAUUCUAACACUUUUCCAGCAAUUCAUCUUGAAGGUAGACUUCUCAAGUGAAUCAUUACCUGUUCAUGAACAUCUGACUUUUGCACCAUCUCACACGGGUAUAUUCAGUAUAGGUGACUAUGAACUCACUGCAAACCCCUUGAUGUGGCAACAACCGUCAAUGCACGGAGUGAGAGAUCUCCUGCCUGUGUACAGCACCCAGAGCUUCUCGGAGGGCUGGCACUUCUGGGAGGUGGACACCAGCCGCACAAGGCACUGGAAGCUGGGGAUCACUCAUCAGUGUUUUCACUGCUACCUGCAAAUGGAUGGCAGUAAUUUCAGAGUGUUCCUAGAUAAAACAAAGAUCACAGAAAAGGCUACUACUACAGCUAUCAGCACGGUCAGGGUACAGCUGGACUGCAGAAGAAAUAGAGUGUCAUUUUAUAACAUCAGUGAUACAGUCCUUGCUAAGAGAUGUCAGCUCAUACAGACAGUAAACAUCCCUGCGAGCUACCCUGUCCGUGCUGGCUUCAACAUUUCUAGCGGCUGCCUGAGACUCCUCUAGAGAUGUUGGGGCAGGUCUGUCUUGCCUUUUAAGCUUCGUUUCUCUGCUUAUCAGGGCUGCUGCUGUAUGGACUCUGCUACCUUGGCAAAACAGAAAUUGGGCUUUGGGCUGGGCCUGUGAGUGGGCAGCCUGUCCCCAAGUUAUAAUCAGGUUCUGGUCUUCAGCAGCAAUGGGCUGAAUCGAGAGAGAGAAUGAGAAAAUGAGACCCUACCUCUACAUGUUUCUGCUCAGAUUUUCAGCACACUGUGGCUUGCUGCAGGAACUCCUAUCUUACUUCUUACUUCUGAUAAUCAUGAUGAAAAUACUGUGAAGCUCUACUUUAGUUCAACUGCAUAGAUUGCUGUGGUGGAUGGAUGUUAUUAAAGUAAUACAGUUUGCAAAAC